AUGCAGAAACAUUGGUGGUCUAAGCAGAAUGCAGCAGCAAAUAUGGAGGGGGCAAUCCUGUUAGCUAUCAGAUGGUGCUUGGAACAGGGACUCCAGCUGGGGUGGGCAAAUAUCACAUGCAAAAUCCAAAAUCAACUGGUAGUUAACAGAAUAAACAAAGGCCUGGGCUUCUCUUCUGAUGUUGCUGUGAUUAUGGAAGAUAUUUUGUAUUUAGUUGAUCAGUUUGUUUCUUGUCAUUUUGUUGUAGAUGUAGAUGCUUGUAAUUCAGUUUGGACAAUGGCCAAUAUGGCUGAAGAGGAGACAUCAAUUCUGUGA
This is a messenger RNA of Striga asiatica, 315 nucleotides long. NCBI's taxonomy places the organism in Eukaryota, Viridiplantae, Streptophyta, Magnoliopsida, Lamiales, Orobanchaceae. The record is from the annotation of a GenBank genome assembly.